Molecule: messenger RNA, 942 nt
Organism: Linum tenue
Lineage: Eukaryota; Viridiplantae; Streptophyta; Magnoliopsida; Malpighiales; Linaceae
Source: the annotation of a GenBank genome assembly
AAGCUCCCAAUUUCCUCCAAAACCUGAAGUUUCGAUUUCUCCAAAGAUCUUCUCAGCUUCUCCGCUCUCUCUAUCGCUUUCUACAGAACAGCAACAUCAGACCGUCCGCCGCCCUCUUCCUUCGUUCUCUUCGAUUCAAGGGUUAUCUGAAAUCUCGCCGUCUGGGUAUUGCAGAAUUCGCAGCGUUAGUUGCAUAUCCUCAUCUCCAUCUGGGGUUUCGAAGAUGGAUUCUUCAGCCACAAUCGGCACUUGCAACGUUUUCUCAGUCCGCCUCUCGCCAGUAAGCAAUCGAACUUCUACAACCAGAAUCAGUUUCGGUCAUGGGUUCCGAUCGCACCGUUGUGGGUUCGCCCCAAAAAUGACGGUCGCCGUCCCCAAUGGCUCUGUUUCUUCCUCCGGUUCCCAGGGCGAAGAUUCGAGGUUAGUGAAGAAUGCUCACAAGCGCAGAAGCAGUUUGGAGUCUCUAUUCUGCUACGACAAGCCCAUACCAGAGGAGAGAAUAGAGACGCCCGUCGGCGUGGCUUUAGCGGAGAAGGCAAUCGGAGAGAAUCUCAGAUGUGCUGAUUGUGAAGCCAAAGGUGCCGUCCUGUGUAGCACCUGCUCGGGCUCCGGCUUAUAUGUGGACUCCAUUAUGGAGAGCCAAGGGAUCAUAGUUAAAGUCCGCUGCCUUGGUUGUGGUGGAACAGGCAACAUCAUGUGCUCGGAGUGUGGCGGGCGAGGUCACCUUGGAUGCAAAUGAUCUUAGGUGGUUUGUUGUGCUUGCUUUUUGUGUUUGUAAACAAAGAAUUUCGCUGUAUUGUGACCUUCAUUGUAUCAAAUGGUUUUGAGUUUCUUCCACCAACAACAAAUAAAAGAAAAGUAGUUCGAGUUUCAAUUCGAUUUGUAGUUAUCAUUGUUAAAAAUCUCAAAUUGUUUCAUGAGAUUAUGAGAAUAUAAAGUUGC